UGAACUUAUCUAAAAAUAACCACGUGUCAACGUGACGUAUGUCAAUGUUUUGGUCUUGAUACACAGCUGAGCAACCACCGACUUUCUGUCAAAGAUUUAGGUGCGAAAAGCGAGGAUUAUUCACGCGAAGUUAACAUAAAAAGUUUCAGGGUAAAAAUGGGUCGCAUUUUCCUAACUCACAUUGGUGGCCAGAGGUUGUUCUCAUGCUCCAAUUGUGAUACGGCUCUCACCAACAGAGCAGAGUUGAUCUCAACACGGUUCACAGGUGCAACAGGGCGCGCUUUCCUGUUCAACAAAGUUGUGAACCUGAAGUACAGUGAGGUUCAGGAUCGUGUAAUGCUCACAGGGCGUCACAUGGUCCGCGACGUGAUGUGCAAAAACUGCGAUCAAAAGCUUGGCUGGAUCUACGAAUUUGCCAACGAAGAAAACCAGCGGUACAAGGAAGGCCGUGUGAUCUUAGAGCGGGCCCUUGUUACGGAGAGCGAAGGCUUUGAAGAAAAUGUUGACAGUUAAGGGUGGACACUGUGUUGUAUGCAGAUAUCUUGCUCCAUUCAUAAAGCUCUUUGAUUUUAAAAUGUAACUGCAUUUAAAGUCGUAUUGUUCAUUGCUAUUAAUUGCAAACAUUUGCUAUUGUUCUUCUAAAUAUUUUUUUAAAGUCUGUAUUGAAACAAAUAGUAUAAGAGUUCACCACUUAACACGUUAUUUCUUACAGUACUUCAACUUGGUAGUAGUUGUGCCAUUAGAAUGAAUUUCAUCAUUGGACACCCCCGGUCUCUUCAUUACGUUACUCUCCAUUCCUAUGUAUGAGUGGAGCGUAAUCAGCAGCCGUGGGUAUCCGAUGAUAAAUGAAUUUAUUCAUGUAGUUGAUUUCGAACAUCAAAGCUUUAAAGACUGAAGCAUUGAUUCUGCAUGUGAUCUGUUCUCCAAUUACCAGUUAAGAUUUAGUCUGGUAGAGCAUUAAGAUGCCUUACUGAAAAGACAAUUUCUGUGUUAAAAGACUUCACAAAAGGUGACCAUGCUUGGCAACAGAUCUGUCCGCCAGUAAGCAGAUGAUUCCACAGUGUUGGACCUAGAACCAGGGACUUAGAGGGUAUUAGCAGUUGUAAAAGGUUUUACUGCCAACCAUACAAGUACUGGCUGUUGCAUGUAUGUUUCACAUAACUAGGGAACGAUCUAUGGUCACAAAAGGUACAGGGUGCUGCAAACAGGGACAUGGUUGAAAGCUGGACUAGUCUUGUAAUACUUUUUCGUAAAUUGUGUAAUCCAAUGAAUUAUCAAACACUUGUUAUGGUAUUAAUGUAUUUUACAUAUCACUUUCGUUUGCAAUUGAACAUUUGCAAAAAUAUUUGAAAUUAAAAAAAGAUUUCAUACUUCAUGUCUUCACCACUUUAGUGGGAGGAAGAACCAGGGCCCAGCAUGAUCCUGUUUUGCUUUAGAUCAUUCCCUAUGUAACAGUACUCAGGACAAUUUGUGUUUAGGAAAUGAAAGCAGUAAUCAGUUUGCGUAUUUAUCAAUUCAUUUGAAUUACUACUAUGUUCACAUAGAGAUAGCUAUAGUUACGCAUUCUCAUUUAAAACGUAUGUCCAUAUAAUGCGGCGAAGAAUUGUUUAGAACAAAACAUCUGCAACAUUAGUAAUACAUGUGACUCUUUGAUUUUAUUGACGAAAUUUUACAACAAAAACCAAUUAACAUCAAUGCAGUAUAUGAUUUAAAAGAUAUUUCUUGUUUUAUUUAUGACACAUUUGAGUGUGAUGACUACUGUUCUUAUGCCCACUAAAAAGAAAUUGGAUUUUUGUGAUUCUUUACUUUUGAUAUGUAGAGGUUUAUAUGUUUCAUGUUGUAUGCCAAUGAUUUGUGCUAUCUAAAUUGUAUUUCUAAUCUAAGAAAAUGUCUGUAUGCACCUUUAAAAAAUUUAAUAAGAAUUGAUGAAAAAAUUGGUAAAGAAUUUAUAAUGUAAGACUGAAUCUUAAAACUUUGAAAAAAUUAUUUUACAUAAAUGUGUGUGGCAUGUAGUGCUCAAAGAUAAUCAAUCACUGUCCAAUAUCUUCUACAAUUUACUUAAAACAACUUUCCUGAACACCUUGGCACAGUUAACUUGAUACCAAAAAACACAAUGUUCUUAUGGGCAUUCAUUUGGUACAUUUCAUAAUGAUAUCACACACAUGCUCCUAUUGUGACACUAUUAGAUUUCAGUAAAUUAGGUAGGGGGCAGUUUAUCUUAUCUGUCUGUAUUGAGACAUUUGAAUAUAUUUCUGGCUCUCUGCCCACAAUGUCUUUUGGAUAAGGAUUUAUAUUCCUUGGAUACUUCAAACUUAUUUGUUUCUGUUAAGACUGGCAGUUACUGGUUUAUAGUUAUGCUUCAAUUUUAAUGAAGAAAGUUCACAUGACCUGUCUGUUGUAUUGUUUUAAAAUAAACUUGUGUUAAUAAUUAACCAAAGUGCAUGCAGUUGACUUGGAAAUACUAUAAUCAUAAUAUAAAUGUACCAUAUCUAAUCUACCGGUGUUUUCUUUGACCUUAAUAAUGUAAAUUAUGAAAAUAUGAACUAGUAUAUGAUAUUUAAAGUGUGGGAGAGUUAAUGGUUUGUUAAGAAUUUGUUUUGUUAAUUAUACUUUAAAAUAUUGUUUAUUAUUUAUCCCUAUAUAUUUAGUUUAUUGUACACUUUGUAAAGAAGACACAAAUGCAACAUUUACUUUUUGUAGAGAAUACAAAUAUUUAAAGAUUCAAACACCGACUUGCUGUCAUGCAUGUUAAUAAAAUAUAAAAUUUUCUGUUUAGGAAUUGCAAGCCAUUCUUACAUAAAAGUUUGUCAUGAAACUUGUACAAUUUAAUGGAGUAGCAAGGUUUAGUGUAAAUAAUUACAGAUUUUUAAUUUUACUUAUUUUUUUCAAACCAGUAGUUCAUUAUAUUAAAAUAAUAUUCUGUUACAGAUGGCAAAAAAUAAAGUUUGUGUUGGUUUUAAAGAUACUUUUGCUUCAAAGUAUUUAUACAUCUUAUAUUAAUCCAUCAGAACACAAUAGUGAGAUUUGUCUUAAUGACAAUUCUAUUCAUUAUAUUUUGUUGCUGUGAGUGUGCUUUGUACAGAUUUCCCAGUUUUUGAGCUGUAGAUUAUGUUUCAUGUUGGUAACUUCAUGUUCACUUGAAUAAUGUUAAAUCAUGUUUAAUGAUAAUAAAUCUCAUUACCAUCA
Molecule: messenger RNA, 3186 nt
Organism: Dreissena polymorpha
Lineage: Eukaryota; Metazoa; Mollusca; Bivalvia; Myida; Dreissenidae
Product: protein yippee-like 5
Exons: 3
Coding region: 157-513 (118 amino acids)
Source: RefSeq, a predicted model, not a curated record